This is a messenger RNA of Hordeum vulgare subsp. vulgare (domesticated barley), 1316 nucleotides long. RefSeq names its product pre-mRNA-splicing factor SPF27 homolog. Gene Ontology annotation, biological process: mRNA processing. The transcript has 7 exons. Lineage: Eukaryota; Viridiplantae; Streptophyta; Magnoliopsida; Poales; Poaceae. The record is from RefSeq and is a predicted model, not a curated record. Gene Ontology annotation, cellular component: Prp19 complex; catalytic step 2 spliceosome; precatalytic spliceosome. The coding region runs from base 126 to 896 and encodes 256 amino acids.
GCGCCUUGAGCUUCUUCCUCCAGCCCCAUUGCUCCCCGACGCGACACCCUAACCUACCCCGCGCCCGCUCUCUCUCUCUCGCCUUGCUCGCUUCCGCGGCUACCUGCUCGCGCGCGGCCGCCGUGAUGGCCUUGCCGGCGACUAGGGAGGUGCUUAUGCUGGAGGCACCACCGUCCGAGGCUGCGGGUGUGCCUUGGCGCCCGCCUCCGGACGCUGAGACGGUGGACGCGCUGCCCUACAUCGACGGGGACUACGGCGACCCGGCGGUGAAGCGCGAGGUUGACCGCCUCGUCGAGGAGGAGAUGCGCCGCGCUCACCGCAAGCCCGCCGACUUCCUCCGCGACCUGCCCCCCUAUCCCAUCAUUGGAUUUGAGAAUCAUCCUAUGCUUGCAAAAGAGUACGAACGUGUUAGAGCUGGCAAGCCACCUGCUACCAUAGAGAUGUCCCGCUAUGGUUUGGAGCCACCCCCAGCGAACAAGAGGAAUGAUGUUGUUGCUUGGAAGCAGGCUUUACGGAAUGCCCAGAGCCAGCUGCAGCAUCAAAUUGUACGGAUUGAGAAUCUGGAGCUUAUGCUGAAGCACGGUGUUGAGGUUUGGAAGCUCCAGAACAGAAAAAUGGAAUCAGUUUUGUCUAGGACGCAAAAAAUGACACUGGAGUACAAUGAAAAGAUAGAAACUGUCAACCGUGAGAGGAAAUUUCAUCAGCAAAACACCGGUGGACAACUCCACGCCUUGACAGUAGAAUGGCAGGAACUGUGUCAGAAAAACAUAGCUAUUCAAGCUGCGUGUGUUGAUCUGCAGAAUCAAAUUGAUCAGCUUAAACUGGAAGCUAAAGAACAGGGAAUGCCAAUGGCUGGUAGCAAUGAAACUAACCCACAAGCAUCAGUAGGGAUUUGAGAUGCAGAUGUAGGAAGGCAGAAGCUGUGACUCCAUGAGAUGUCAGCUAGAGGUUCCAGUAGCCACUAUGCUUACUUGACCCACACCUGUCUGUUCCGUUGGCAACUGCCAUUGUGGAAUGUGUGUUAUGCAACGUGAUGGCAUGUGCUGGUGGACACCUGGUAGAGGAACAGCUUAAACGCAUGUAUUGUUCGGUGACAAGAGAAAGAGAACCAGAAUGUCCAUCUCUUUUGUUGAUCGCAAAUGGGUGUCAACUUUUCAGGGUGUAAAUUUGUACUGUAACAUGGUAGUGUCAGCUGAAUAUUUUGUCUAUUUAGUUCUGCUUGUUUCCGAAAAUGUCAUGAACCUGCUGCAUCUUGUUUCAGAUAGCCUAUUGACUAUGUCGCCUGCAAAUGUAAUGUGGAGUUUUUCUAAGGCUUA